UGCCGUCAGACUUCCUGUUGUGCCCCAACCGCCAGAGAAUGGAGUCUAUAUUUUUCCAUGUUUAGAUAGUGAUUUAAACAUCACCCAUGGAUUGAGAAGCAGUGAAAGUCCGUCCGGAACAGUGUUCGGCAUGAUUGAGGUGGUGGCUAAACUACUCCGAGGCCCGGUCUUCCUGACGGGCGAAGAGCUGGAAUGUGUUAUAACUUUCACCAAUCCCGUCACGGCUCGCUCCACCUCGGCCAGCAGUGAGAUGUUGGCAUGGGCAAGUGCUCAAAUACAUUGCCAAUUUCAUACUAGUGAGAGUCGUGUUGCACUUCCUCCCUCUGAAGACACAAAGUAUGAUGUGCAGGCUGAAAAUGAAACUGUAUUUGUUCCAAACAGAGGUGAAAGAGGAAAAUGUAUUUUAGCCACUAAUCCCAAGAUACUGUUCUGUGACCUGUGCCUUGAUCCUGGUGAAUCAAAGUCAUAUUCCUACUGUGAAACUGUACCUCUUGAUGGUCCACCAUCCUUCCGAGGCCAGUCGGUGAAAUAUGCUUAUAAAUUGACGGUUGGUUGCCAAAGAGUAAAUUCUCCAAUCAAACUUCUUCGGGUUCCUUUUCGGGUAUUUGUCGUUUAUGGAUUGGAAAAUUAUCAGUUUCCUCCAGAUGAGGCUAUGGCACCUACAAAUCCAUUUUUGGAUGAAGAUGAAAGUACUAAAAAAGACACCAGAUUAGUCGAUCUUGCAACUGAAAUGUUGAUGACCAGCACAUCUCGCCGUAGUCUUCAUUUGUAUAACAUUACUAAUGUCAGGGGAAAAGUUGGAAAGUUCUGCAUUUUCAAAACUAUCUAUAAAAUUGGAGAAGAUGUAUUGGGCACAUUUGAUUUCUCUGAAGGAGAUAUUCCAUGUUUACAGUUCUCAGUAUCUUUGCAGACUGAAGAGCAUGUACAAGAAGAUUAUCAAAGAAAACCAGGGCAACCUGUUUCACUGAGUACUCAUGCUCGGCAUCAGGAAUCAUGUUUGCAUACUGCUAAAACUCAUUUCAGUUUACCAGUUCCACUUAGUGCUACACCCAGCUUUAUGACCACUGUAGUAUCCUUGAAGUGGCGUUUACACUUUGAGUUUGUCACUGCUUGUGAGCCAGUGGAACCACCUACUGUACUUGAGAACCAAUCGGAGAUAAUUACUUGGACUGGGGCAGGGAAAAUAGAUGUGGACACAUUCAGCUGGGAUCUGCCAAUAAAAGUGCUUCCAACUAAUCCUGUACUCGCAUCAUAUGUUUCACAGUUGACAUCUUUUCACUCCAUUACUAUCUGAAAUUCAUUUGAGAUUUUGGAGAAGCAGUUGAAUAGCAACAACAAAUGAAAAAACAAGCAAUGAUAUUACUUAAAGUAUUACGUAGUUCUUUUAUUUCUUAAUCAAAAAUUACUGGAACUUACCACAGAAUGCAAUUCCAAAUCACAGUAUUUCUUCAUGGAAGUGUGAGGAACAAGAUUAGCAAUGACUACAGUUUCUCCCAUCAUUGAAUGGACUAAGAUGGAACACUGCACCUACCACAUUUUGUUUUUCAUUUUAGACAUCCAAUUUCAAAAAUUCCUUACAUUGAUAAUGAUGAGAAGAUUUUAUAUGGAGAACUGUUUUGUCUAGACGGUGUAUAGCUUUUGGAACUGGUAGAUCUGAAGUGCUUUUUAUUGUGGGUUUUGCUGUAGAUAGUCUAAAUUCUGUAUCCCACAACUGAGAAGAAUUGCAUCUUCACAUUGGUGCUUCUUGUAUUUGCAUUUAUUUAUCUUAAAAGCUUGUUGCACAAUUA
Hypanus sabinus (Atlantic stingray) is the source of this 1787-nucleotide messenger RNA. RefSeq names its product GP1 homolog, RAB6A GEF complex partner 1 (gene rgp1). NCBI's taxonomy places the organism in Eukaryota, Metazoa, Chordata, Chondrichthyes, Myliobatiformes, Dasyatidae. The coding region runs from base 131 to 1294 and encodes 387 amino acids. The record is from RefSeq and is a predicted model, not a curated record. Gene Ontology annotation, biological process: retrograde transport, endosome to Golgi. The transcript is spliced from 8 exons. Gene Ontology annotation, cellular component: Golgi membrane; Ric1-Rgp1 guanyl-nucleotide exchange factor complex.